AUGGCUUUCAUGACCAGUAUCAUACCAGAACAAGCUGAAAUUAAAGAUCGUACAGAUGAACUUCUAGCGUUGUGUAAAAAAGCAGUAACUGACUGUAAUACUGUGAAACCAACGCUUGAUUCCCUUGAUAAAUUACGUUGUAAACAACGCAGUUCGAAAGCUGGUAGAAAUCAGUUAAAGUCUCUAUACAACCAAGCUAUUAACGAAGCUGAACAACAAAAAGCUACUCUAAUAGCUGCUCUAGAAAAAGUAUCAGAGAUCCGUGCUUUGGAAUAUAAAAUUAGAACACAUGUUGGUCCUAAAAGCUUUCGUAGAGGCGUAUUAAUGUCAGUUUUACAAGAAAAUGCCAAAUCCAUACCACUUUGGAUUGGUAAAGUCGGUGAAAGUCCUCCUGCUUUAUGUGGUGCAAUAGGACCAUCACCAAAUAUCUCUGCUGAUCCUGGGGAUCAUGUUGCUGCUCUUGUUCCGGAACCAGAUGUUGCAGCUGCUGCUUGUAAUCUAGCUGAAGGUUGUAUUUUAGCCGAAGUUGUUUCUUAUAAUCCUGACAAGGCAGUCUAUGAAGUCGAAGAUGUUGAUGCUGAAGAAGGAAAGAUGCCCAAGCGUUAUUCAUUACAUCGUUCCAAAGUGAUACCUUUGCCUAAAUGGAAGGUAAAUCCAGUCACACAUCCUGAAGCAAUAUUCAAGAAGGGUGUUACGGUAUUAGCCCUUUACCCGCAGACUACAUGUUUCUAUAAAGCAAUUGUAGACGAAAUCCCGACUCAUGUACACGACGAAUACUCCCUUUAUUUUGAGGACUCAUCGUACCCGGAAGGUUAUGCCCCAGCCAUCAAAAUACCUCAGAGAUAUGUUAUUGAAUGUCCUUCAAAUGAAUCAAUGACAAGUAAACAUCUAGACAGUUCAAAAAAGCGCAGUAAAUAG
Messenger RNA from Heterobilharzia americana, 918 nucleotides. Lineage: Eukaryota; Metazoa; Platyhelminthes; Trematoda; Strigeidida; Schistosomatidae. The record is from the annotation of a GenBank genome assembly.